AUGGGUCUGAGCCAUUAUGGGAAUGGGAGUGCAACAGGACCAGCGCCUCCUCCAUUGAUGGGAAGCUACGCUUAUGGAUCAGGGUUGACGGGGAUCAGAUGGAGACCGGGAGCUGGCCACGAUCUUGCCUUCUCGUCUACCUCACCUAACGUCCCUUUUCUGGAUAAUCUGCUGCGUGAGGCAAAAGUCUUCAUGCUGGAAGUUUUCUACUAUGUCGAAGUGAUCCAGCUGGGGCAAAAGACUGAAGUCUGUUUCAACAGCUUCAGUCUUCUUCAAGGCGUGAUAGAAUUCAAGGCUCUGUUCUCGGAAGCUCGGGGAAUCGUUCUCAGCUACAAUGACGUGGUGAAUCGUCGACGGGUUGUGCUUCACCAUGCCCUGCACGUGAAGCAGCGGACUAUUCCUUUCCGCACAGGACCUGUCUCAAAACGAAUUACAUUCCCCUCGUCAAGUCGGGGGGAUUUUCACAACAAGUGA
Messenger RNA from Darwinula stevensoni, 474 nucleotides. The record is from the annotation of a GenBank genome assembly. NCBI's taxonomy places the organism in Eukaryota, Metazoa, Arthropoda, Ostracoda, Podocopida, Darwinulidae.